AGGAAGUGACGGCCUAGCCCGCGGAGUCGGUGGAGUCGGCGCCAGCCGCGGCCUUGCGUUCCCGGGCCCUGGGCGAUGGAGAACGGAGAGGUCUACAGAGCCACCACCGAGGCGCACCCGGGCCCCGGCAGAGGCCCCCGGAGCGGCCUCGCCGCCUACUUCACCCUGAGCCGGCUCACGGGCUUCCGGCGACUCAAACUCGUGGAGCUGGUGCUGUCGCUCCUGGCCUUCAUCUGUGAGGAGGUGGUGUCGCAGUGCACUCUGUGUGGAGGACUCUACUUCUUUGAGUUUGUCAGCUGCAGCGCCUUUCUGCUGAGUCUGCUUAUCUUGGUCGUGUACUGCACUCCAGUGUACGACAGAGUCGAUCCCGCGAAAGUCAAGUCAUCGGACUUUUUUAUUACUCUGGGCACAGGAUUGGUGUUCUUUGUGGCAUCCCUCAUUUUCACUUUGACACAUGACAAUACCAUAGCUGAAAUUGCUGCAAUCGUGUUUGGGAUGCUAGCAAGUCUUACAUAUGUGGCUGAGUUCUCCUUUAUGCUCCGUGAAAAAUGUAAGGAGCCCCGGCCGAGAAAAGGGGAGGCCACCGUGAGGAGAGAGCACCUCACCGAGCCUCUGAAUGCUUCGGCUUGAGGGGAUGGGUGCACGAGGUUGCUGCGGGGCGCGGCCACUCCUGUAGACCCUGGGUCCGUGUUAAACCGCUGAUUUUUGGAGAGCAAGGCAGGAUGGCAGUUUGAUCAGUAUUGAUUGGACUGUGUAUCAGUCACCACAAAUAAGGCCAGAGGGCGUAAAAAAAUUUUUUUUUGUAACAGUUGAAACUUGCGUCAGAUGAAGUUUUGUUUGGAGGUAAGAGCAGCUGUGUCUUUAAAAUCACAUAGCUCAACUGAUAAAUUAUUCCAUCAUUGUUACUAGGGUUAGGUUUCAAAUUAUGCUUUAUAGCUGUAUAAACAGCGUGAUGAAGUUCAUCCAUUUAUAAAUGGUUUCACUUCUUAAUUUGCUUAGCUGUGACUUUGCUUUUUGAUGACUAGAUACAGUUUAAUGUAUAUUGAGAUAUUAUUUUAAAUGUUGGUCUACGUUUUUCCCUUACACAUGUAAAACCCAGGCUUUUACCAUAUCUCACUCUGCCUUAAAAUUAUACUGUAACAUUUUAGGAUAUAAUUAUUAACUCUUUCUGAGACCUUUUAUAGCCUAAUAGAAAAUGUAUGGGAGAUGCUGAUAUUUUACAUGUUAUAAAAGCAACAGUGUCAGCAACCCCAUGUAAAAGUACACAUAGAAAAACGGAAGCCGCCGCCACCCUAAGGACCAAAGAUGCGCGUUCGCACAGUGCAGUCCACCACUGUCCGUGUCUGAAGAGAUGAGUUCAUUCCAUGAGACAGAAGAUGGUUCACUCCUUUUUGCCAUGAUUAUUUCUCCUGAAAUUAAGGUUCUGUUCAGUGUUUUCUUGGGAGCCUAUCUUACUUUAAAACCUCAACCUUUGGUUUUUGAUUUGAGAGCGUCCCCGCUCCGUCUCCGUAACAGGAUGGGCCAGGGACUGCUCCAGCAGCCGGCAGAGGUGGGCCUGCGGCGCUGGCUGCUCGAUGGCAGCUUCUUCAGAUUCCCGGGCCUGUCCCAGUGCAGAGAUUCACAGCAGGAUCUUUAGGGUUCUUGUUCCCACACAGAUGUUGCCCUAGUUUCUCUUCAGAGGAGACCUUAAGAAAGGGAGUGCCGAGAUGCCUGCCCAGUUCAGUACUGUUGAUGGUGGAAGAGAAUGCCAGCCCACCCUCAGGGGAACUUCACAACCAGCUGUAAUCGAAGACCUGUUUGCUGCCGGCAGGCUAACUUAGAGCCAGCCAGGGCACUUUGAAUGAGACCAUUCUUAAGGGAGGUCUUUUUACAGCGGGACCUUUCUAACCAAGUGCUUCCCAGCCUAGACCUUGCUUGUCCUCUUGUUGAGAGUUUUCACUUGACUCCAGCGUGGACUCGUUUCCAAUGAGAUAGGCUAAUGACCCCAUCCUUAAUUUCUCAUCUGCCACUGUGUCAUGGAUGGUUUCAGACAGAUGCCCAAACACAAGCUCUGCUGUCUUCCUGAUGCAGACCCUUAUCUGUUUGUGUCGGUUUGGUUGCUAGUGGCAACGUCACCACUGCCUGCUCAGGAGAUCGUGGAACCUGUCGAGGAUGCUCUGUGUGUUCACAGGGUGUGCUAAAUAAGGGAGUAGAACUGGUGUAGGUCUAACCCGGGUUGAGAGAGAACCAGCUUGUGGUAGGCAGGUGCCGUGGUCCUUGUAUCAUCUCCGCCCAGCUGGCACUCGCGGCAGACCAUCUGGGCGCCCUCAGGGUCCCCACUCGGGAGGUUGAAGGAAUGGCCUCAGUAGGCCGGUGCGGAGCUUAAGCUCUCCUUGUCCCCGAGGUGUCACUUUGCUUGUUUCACUGGCGCAGAAUGGAGCUCCUGGCUGGUCACCAAAAGAUAUUUUCACUGGUAUUUCAGGUCAGCCUAGAACCUUUCUUCACUUUUUUAAGCAGGACCCACGACUAAUUAGCCUCCAUCUGCUUUGGUAGGAGUUAGGAGUAAAAAGAUCUUUGUGGUCAAUAAAAAUUCAAGGAGAACUUGAAACCAAAGCCACUGUUACAGAAAAGGGCAAACUCAAAUGUAAAUUAAUUUCUUAUUAAUGGUUAUGGUAAGUUUAUAUAAGUAGACCUUUGAGAACAGUUCUUCUAAAAGGGAAAUGUGCAUACAGUGCAGAGAUUUUAUAAUUGCUCUACUUAAAUUAUGUUCUGUGUGAGGGCUGGGGAAUGUAUUUUUACAUUGUUUAUAGCCAAUCAUUUUUAUAUUUAAUAAUUUUAAAUCCUGUGGGCCUUGUGUGUCUCUGUGUCAAAUUUUAUAGUCUUUCUAAAUAAAUCCACUUCACUGUUCA
Molecule: messenger RNA, 2888 nt
Organism: Bubalus bubalis (water buffalo)
Lineage: Eukaryota; Metazoa; Chordata; Mammalia; Artiodactyla; Bovidae
Gene: CMTM6
Product: CKLF like MARVEL transmembrane domain containing 6
Exons: 4
Coding region: 76-630 (184 amino acids)
Cellular component (GO): membrane
Source: RefSeq, a predicted model, not a curated record